Molecule: messenger RNA, 1020 nt
Organism: Haplochromis burtoni (Burton's mouthbrooder)
Lineage: Eukaryota; Metazoa; Chordata; Actinopteri; Cichliformes; Cichlidae
Product: DLA class II histocompatibility antigen, DR-1 beta chain-like
Exons: 4
Coding region: 32-925 (297 amino acids)
Biological process (GO): immune response; peptide antigen assembly with MHC class II protein complex; immunoglobulin production involved in immunoglobulin-mediated immune response
Cellular component (GO): membrane; MHC class II protein complex
Molecular function (GO): MHC class II protein complex binding
Source: RefSeq, a predicted model, not a curated record
UACUUUCAUUCGUGAUUUUGUGUUCGUCACCAUGCACACUCACAACUUUGUGAUACUGCCACAUGUGCUCUUGAUAUUUUCAACAGCGGAUGCUUACUUUGGUUACGGUGUGAUCCGUUGCCUGUUUACUUCUAAAGAUGAUGUUGUUUAUCUGGCGCAAGUCUACUUGAAUAAGAUGCUUCUGGGCCAGUACAACAGCACUUUGGGGAAAUAUGUCGGCUACACAGAGAAAACUAAAGAAAUUGCAGACAAUCUCAAUAAAAACAAAGGUUUCCUGGAACAUGAGAAAAAGAACAAAGAGAAGUGCAGAACCAACAUCCCACUCGUGUUGGACAUUCUUUCAAGACCAGUGAAGCCCAUUGUCAGGCUGAGGUUAGUUGAGUCAGCAGAUAGCAAACAUCCAGGCUUGUUCAUGUGCAGCGCGUACAACUUUUAUCCCAAACAAAUCAAACUGACGUGGCUGAGGGACGGAAAGGAGGCAACAUCUAAUGUGACUUCCACUGAUGAACUACCCAACGGAAACUGGCUCUACCAGAUUCACUCCUACCUGGAGAUUUCAUCGAAACCUGGAGAGAAAAUCAGCUGCAUGGUGGAGCAUGCCAGCCUCACAGAGCCCAAGGUUUAUGACUGGGUGCCAAUAACUGAAGCAGGGAAGAAUAAGAUUGCUGUUGGUGCAGCAGGGCUGCUGCUGGCUUUGGUGUUUCCAAUUAUUGGAGUUAUUUUCUACAAGAGGAAGGCCACAGGUGAGACACAUAAACCAAAAAAACCUCGAACGACACAAUCUGAAACUGUAACUUGGGUAAUUGCAUUAGUUAAUGUAAGCAGUGUGCUGAUUAUUCCCCAUUUCACUCUAACAGUCAUUAUUCCCACUUCUAACUCUGUCACGGUUACCGUAGCAGUUGCAGUUUUUACUUUAACGUUUUAACACAUUAACACAAAAUGUCUGCAAUCUAAAAUGAAGAAAUUUCAACUCUGUUGUUUUUUAUUUAUUCUACAGGCCGAUCUAACUGAAAUAGUGGG